AUGGCGCCUAUAGGCAUACUUCUAAGUACGGUCUUUGGGGCUAUCCUUGAAGUGUUCUUGCUAUGUCUUGCAGGGUAUAUCUUGUCUAGGAGGGGUAUACUUGAUAAGAAAACACAGAAGCAAAUCAACCGCCUCAAUGUCUCACUGUUCACGCCUUCCCUACUCUUCUCCAAGGUUGCAUUUUCUUUAACACCAGCGAAACUACGAGAAUUAUGGAUAAUACCGAUUUUUUUCUUCGUGGUCACUGGAGUUUCUAUGGGUAUUUCCUACAUCCUUGGUUUAAUAUUUCGUCUCAAAAAGUCGCAGAGGAAUUUCGCGAUUGCUGCUGCCAUGUUCAUGAAUUCCAAUUCCUUGCCGAUCGCUCUAAUGCAAAGCCUGGUCGUCGCUGUGCCGAAUCUAAAAUGGGAGGAUGAUGAUACGAAGAAUUCGAUGCUCGGUCGAGCGUUGUCGUAUCUUGUCCUAUCCAGUACACUCGGCAUGGUCUUGCGUUGGAGUUAUGGAGUGCAUCUUCUGUCUCAAGCUGAUCCUGAGGGGUCUGAUUCUGACAAUCACGAGUAUGGAAGUGGUUCUCGAAUGCGUGGAGAGCGUUACACUGACAACCCGGAAACGCAACCGCUCCUGGUUGACUUAGAAGAAGACACCCAGCCGAGUACAACCCGAGUACAUCAUCAAACGCCAUCGAUUAUAUGCCACGAACACCAGGAUGACGAAGAAUCUUCUAUCCGUGUAAAAGCCUCUCAUCCACGCGGAUGGCCAGAAAUCCGGCCUCAAGUAUUUUACUCAUUUCCAAAUACCCCCACACGUUCAUAUGCCAAUCUUCUCGACGCAUCUACGAACCCCUCCUCUGCGACACUCGCCGUGCCGUUUGUGAAUACUGUCCGCCCGCCCAAUGAGUCUGACUUUGAGUCCGACACCGACGAACCGCUGUUCCUCCCAUCUACGACUCAUCAUGAGCGUCUUAUUGCGCCUCCGCCUAUUUCAACCAAGAAAAGCUUACUUCGCCGUAUCGGUCGCCGUGUACGAAAGUUCCUUAAAGCCGUAAACUCGUUUAUGUCCGUUCCACUCUGGGCUGCACUACUAUCUCUCAUAGUAGUUCUCAUCCCACCCCUCCAGCAUACGGUCGAUUACCAUAUGCAACCAUUCAAAGGUGCUCUCGCCGCUGCAGGCAACUGCUCAAUCCCGCUCACGCUUGUCGUCCUCGGCGCUUACUUCUAUAAACCACCCGUAAAAGAUGAAAAACGUUCGUCAGAGCAUGAACACUCGGAUGGAAAUGCAUCCACAGAGCAGAACGGACACACAGAACGGGAUACAAGCCGAAGAAGCGACCGAUCGACCUCCUCUUUUGUAGGUAGCGUGCGUAGCACAAUGAUGCGUUUGAGCCGGUUAGAUCGCUGGGAAGCAAAUCGUUCCAAGGAUAAGUCCAAGAAAGCAAAGCCGCGACCAGGAGAGACACGAACUGUCGUCAUAGCCGUUGUGUCACGCAUGGUGCUAACUCCACUCGUACUUCUCCCAUUGAUGGCGCUCGGCGCGCGUUAUGAUAACCCGAAAGUCUUCGACGACCCUGUUUUCAUCGUUUCAAACGUUCUACUGGUCUCCUCACCGCCCGCUCUGACACUUGCUCAGAUGACACAAGCUGCUUCUGGCGAUGCCUUUGAGCGACUCAUCAGCCGCACCAUCUUCUGGUCGUACUGUAUUGUCACACCUCCCGCUACGAUUCUCUAUGUCGUUCUUGGUCUCCUGGUGGCAAAACUCUGAUUGAGAAUCCAACAUUUCCAUCUACGUUACAUAUGUUUCCGAUAGACAUGCAAGUUCUAGUUGCACUACAUUUUAAACCCUAUCUUUGCUCAUAUUUGUUUUCCUUUAUUGAAAUUUAUUCC
Messenger RNA from Fomitiporia mediterranea MF3/22, 1877 nucleotides. RefSeq lists its product as uncharacterized. The record is from RefSeq and is a predicted model, not a curated record. Gene Ontology annotation, cellular component: endoplasmic reticulum; membrane. Gene Ontology annotation, biological process: transmembrane transport. NCBI's taxonomy places the organism in Eukaryota, Fungi, Basidiomycota, Agaricomycetes, Hymenochaetales, Hymenochaetaceae. The coding region runs from base 1 to 1755 and encodes 584 amino acids. The transcript is spliced from 7 exons.